Tinamus guttatus (white-throated tinamou) is the source of this 8112-nucleotide messenger RNA. Lineage: Eukaryota; Metazoa; Chordata; Aves; Tinamiformes; Tinamidae. The record is from RefSeq and is a predicted model, not a curated record.
AUGGAGGGCCCGGAGGAGGAGGAGGACGCGGCGGCGCUGCUGGCGCAGGACCCCCGCAUGCGGUGGCUGGGCGGCCGCGUGGCGCGGGGGCUGCGCCAUGUCCACAACCUGAAAAGUGCUGUUUUUGUGGUUGAUGGACAAGUAAAGGGCAAAACCUUGCUGCCCCUUCCAGCUGGCUCAGAAAGAUUUGAGCACAUUGAUCUGGAAAAUGAGAAAUCGUGACUGAUAGAUAAUUCUAUCAUUUAUGCUGCUGAGUCAGCUAUUAUUGACUGGAGCAACCAGGUCCAAGAAGUGCUGAGGAGAGAGUCCUCGGAGCCUCUCCUGAAAGGCAGCAACCCCAACCCAAAGGUGGAACUCGAGUUCUGGAGAAACAGGUAUGAUGACCUGGAGCGCAUUUACAGUCAGCUGAGAACGAAGAGGGUCAGGAAUAUGGCAAAAGUGCUGGAGAGAAUCGAGAGCUGCUACUUCCUGGCCUUCAAGGAACUCCUCACGGAUGUCGAGGAAGCUUUGGCUGAAGCUGAGGACAUUAACCUGCACCUGAUGCCUCUCCAGCGGUACUUGGCAAACAUAGAGAGUGUUGAGUUCAGUGAGGUGAAGCCUUUCCUGGUUCCUCUGCUCCACGUGGUGUGUUUAAUCUGGGUCACCUCCAUGCACUACAACAUACCUGAGCGGAUAAUAGUGCUGCUCCAGGAAAUCUGCAACCUUCUUAUUCAGCAGGCCCUGGUGUACCUGAGCCCAGAAGACCUUCUGAAAGGGGAUAUGGAAGAAAGCUUGGGCAAAGUGCAACUGGUGCUUGACAUCCUGAAUGAGUUCAAAGAGGCAUUUCAAGAGAGAAGGGAAACUCUUCACACAUACUAUAAACCAGGCCAAGAAGUGAAGGAAUGGGAUUUCUACUCUGCCAUGGUUUUUGCAAGGUUGGACAGCUUCCUUGGCAGACUGCAGAUGGUAAAGGAUCUGCUCGCUACUGCCUUGGACCUGAUGAAACUGGAGAAGAUUGAGUUCAGUGGGAUUAAAGGAAAAGCCCUGAGCCAGCAGGUCCUAAGCAUGUAUGAGGAAUUCCAGGAGGCGUACAACGUGUUUGUGGAACGAACCUAUGACUGUCUUGACCUGACCAAUACGGAGUUUGAGCAAGAUGCCUUUGACUUCCAGAAGAAAGUAGAAGAUAUGGACCGAAGGCUGGCAACUAUCUUCACCCAGGCUUUUGAUGAUGCCUCAGACUUGGAGCAUGCCUUCAAGUUGCUGGACAUGUUUGGAAGCCUUUUGGAGCGACCAGUAAUAGCUGCAGAUGCUGCUGACAAAUAUCCUGAACUCAUCAGCAUGUUCGACAGGGCCUUAGAUGAUGCUGGAUUGAUCUACUCCAGGCAUAUCCAGGCAGAGCUGGAGUUGGGAGCCCCCCCUGUGCACAGGAACAUGCCCCUGGUAGCUGGAGCGCUGGGCUGGGCUCAGGAGCUGCGAGCGCGGAUCCAGGUGCCGUUCGGGCACUUCAGGCACAUCACACACCUGUGCGUGUCCACAGCUAACUGCCUGGACUCUGAUGAAGGAAGAAGAGUGGUGGAGAAGUAUGAAGAAAUGCUCCAGUUGCUCAAAAGGUAUCAGGAAAAGCUCUAUGAGGACUGGUCCCAGACAGUCUCUGAAAAAUCACAGUACAACCUCACUCAGCCACUCAUCCGACGAGAUCCAGAGACCAAACUCAUAGCAGUCAACUUUGAUCCCCAGCUGGUUUCAGUGCUGAGAGAAGUGAGUUACCUGUCCAGCAGGCAGAUGGGAAGCAUCCCACCAACAGCAGCAGAAAUCUAUUCCUCCAAGGAAUUGUACCGGCAGAUGGUGGCAAACUUGGAGCUGAUGGUGAACAGAUACAACAAGAUCCUGAAGACAGUCCUGGAGGUUGAAUAUCCUCUAAUACAGAGGCAGCUGCUGGAUAUUGACUUGAAGCUGAAAGAAGCAGAAGAAACGCUGAACUGGCAGAUGGAGGGUGUCUGGAAUCGGAUCUCUGUGGUGAUGGAUGAUGUCCACAGCCUCGAGCAGAGGAUGCAGAAAGCCAAAGACAAUGUUGAGGAGAUUCAGACCAUCAUAAGAUCAUGGGUGUCACCUGUAUUUGAGAGAAAAGAUGGCAAAAAGGAAUCACUGUUGAGCCUAGAGGACUGUCAGGACCGCCUGGAAAAGCGUUACAGUCUCAUCCAAGAGUCAGGGCUGAGGAUUCAUUCGCUGGUCAAGGAAAAUCAGAGCCUCUUUACUGCAGAUGCUGCAUCUGACAUCUGGAAGGCCUAUGUGGAUUAUGUGGAUGAAAUAGUCCUGGAUGGAUUCUUUACUGCCAUUGAGAGCUCACUCAAGUAUCUCCUGGAAAAUACAGAUCCCAAGGCUGGACUUGCUCCCCUGUUUGAAGUGCAACUGGAUUUGGUGAUUCCAGAUUUGAUAUUUCAUCCCUCCCUGGACCCUGUCACAAACGAUGGCUUCUACGACAUGAUGGAAAGUCUUCUCAAUGACAUUUAUCGGGUCUCCUCACUGAUGCCCAGGCUGGCUGAGCACAGCGGUUUCCCUCACUAUCAGGCCGACAUGGAGGACAUGGCUGAUCUAGCUGACAUGCGUCAUGACCUGAUGGAGCGCGUGAAGAACGUGAUGGUGGCCUGUUGUGACUACCGCAAUUCCUUUGACCACUACUCCUACCUCUAUGGGGAUGACAGGAAAGAGUUCAUUCGCCAGUUCCUCCUAUACGGCCAUGUCCUCACGGCUGCAGAACUCGAGGCCCACACAGAGGAUGGAGUCCUGGAGACUCCUCCCACCCUGCAGCAGUUCAGGGAACAGAUCGACUCCUAUGAGAAGAUCUACGAGGAGGUGAAUCGCAUCGAGCCCAUCAGUGUGUUCCACAGCUGGAUGAAAGUUGAUGCUCGGCCUUUUAAGGCAUCUUUGCUGAAUGUAAUUAAAAGGUGGAGCCUGAUGUUUAAACAGCAUCUCAUUGACCACGUCACACACAGCUUGGCUGACCUUGAAGAGUUCAUAAAAAUUGCUGAUAAAGGCUUGAGCAAAAAGGUUGAAAAAGGAGAUUAUGAUGGUUUGGUGGAGAUCAUGGGUCACCUGAUGGCUGUUAAAGAAAGGCACAGUGCCACUGAUGAGAUGUUUGAGCCCCUAAAGCAAACCAUUGAACUACUGAAGAUAUAUGAGCAACAGCUGCCAGAGGAAGUCCAUAAGCAACUAGAGGAGCUGCCAGAAAAAUGGAACAACAUAAAGAAGCUGGCAAUAGCUGUGAAACAGCAUGUGGCUCCUUUGCAGGCAAAUGAAAUGACAGUACUUCGGAAGAGCUGUGCAGCGUUUGAUGUCCAACAGCAUAAAUUCAGAGAGCGAUUUCGGAAAGAAGCACCAUUCAGGUUUGACACUGGAAAGCCUUAUCAACUGCUGGAUGCAAAGCACAUUGAGGUUAAACAAAUGGAGUCAGCCAUGACCUCGAUUUAUGAAUCAGCUAGUCUGUUUGAAGUCAUGGUUCCAGACUACAAGCAGCUGAAGCAGUGCAGAAAGGAAAUGUGUCUUCUGAAGGAGCUCUGGGAUAUGAUUUCCAUUGUAAAUUCUAGCCUUGGUGACUGGCAGAACACUAAAUGGGUGGAUAUUAAUGUAGAAAACAUGGAUCUUGAGUGUAAAAAGUUUGCAAGAGAGAUUCGAAAUUUAGAUAAAGAAAUGAGGGCAUGGGAUGCCUUUACAGGGCUGGACAGCAAGGUAAAGAACAUGCUGACAGCUCUGAGGGCAGUGGCAGAACUUCAAAAUCCUGCCAUUAGAGAAAGACACUGGAAUCAACUGAUGCAGACAACGGGUGUAAAGUUUGUGAUGGACUCGGACACCACGCUGGCCGACCUCCUGAAGCUCGAGCUGCAUAACUUUGAGGAUGAGGUUCACGGAAUUGUGGACAAAGCAGUGAAAGAAAUGAGCAUGGAGAAAGUCCUGAAAGAGCUAAAAACAACCUGGAGCAGCAUGGACUUUCAGUAUGAGCCUCAUCCUCGCACAAACAUUCCAUUACUGAAAUCAGAUGAGGAACUCAUUGAAACUUUAGAAGACAACCAGGUGCAGCUGCAGAAUUUAAUGACAUCCAAGUAUAUUGCUUUCUUUUUGGAGGAAGUGUCUGCAUGGCAAAAGAAGCUCUCCACUGCAGACUCUGUCAUUUCGCUCUGGUUUGAGGUGCAACGUACGUGGUCUCACUUGGAAAGCAUAUUCAUAGGCUCGGAAGACAUACGGAUGCAGCUUCCUGAGGACUCUAAAUGCUUUGAAGGGAUUGAUGUCCAUUUUAAAGAACUUGCCUAUGAAGUACAGAAAACGCCAAAUGUAAUUGAAGCCACCAAUAAACCAGGUCUCUCUGAACACCUGGAGGACAUUCAGAGUAGCAAUUCUUCCACAAAGGUGCAUAAAAACAUAACUGAGGUGCAACGUCAUCUUUCCAAACUCUUUGACAACUUGGCCAAGAUAAAAUUCCAGCUAGAUUCUGAGCAAAAGCCAAACAAGAUUGGCUUAGGAAUGUACAGCAAAGAGGACGAAUACGUCAGCUUUAGUGAGCCCUGUGACUGUAACGGGCAGGUUGAAAUCUGGCUGAAUCAUGUGCUACAUAGCAUGAGGGCUACUGUGAGAGACGAGAUGACAGAAGCAGUCACUGCUUAUGAGGAGAAGCCCAGGGAGCAGUGGCUCUUUGACUAUCCUGCCCAGGUGGCUCUUUCCUGCACCCAGAUUUGGUGGACGACUGAGGUUGGAAUUGCCUUUGCCAGACUAGAGGAAGGCUACGAGAAUGCGAUGAAGGAAUAUCACAAGAAGCAAGUGGCUCAGCUGAAUACCCUUGUUACCAUGUUGAUUGGGCAGCUCUCCAAGGGUGACAGGCAGAAAAUCAUGACCAUUUGCACCAUCGAUGUGCACGCUCGGGAUGUGGUGGCGAAGAUGAUAGCUCAGAAGGUGGACAACGCUCAGGCGUUCAUUUGGCUGUCUCAGCUCCGGCACAGAUGGGCGGAUGAAGAGCGGCACUGUUUUGCCAAUAUCUGCGAUGCCCAGUUCCUGUACUCCUAUGAAUAUCUUGGCAACACCCCUCGGCUUGUGAUCACUCCAUUGACUGACAGAUGUUACAUUACCCUGACCCAGUCACUGCACCUAACCAUGAGUGGAGCUCCUGCAGGUCCUGCAGGCACCGGCAAGACGGAGACUACUAAGGAUUUGGGGCGAGCCCUGGGCAUCAUGGUGUAUGUGUUUAACUGCUCCGAGCAGAUGGACUACAAGUCUUGUGGGAAUAUUUACAAAGGCCUUUCCCAGACGGGAGCCUGGGGCUGUUUCGAUGAAUUUAACAGAAUCUCAGUCGAGGUGCUUUCUGUGGUGGCUGUACAGGUGAAGAGUGUGCAGGAUGCUAUACGGGAAAAAAAGAAAUCCUUCAAUUUUCUUGGAGAAGACAUUAACUUAGUGCCCUCAGUAGGUAUUUUCAUCACCAUGAACCCUGGUUAUGCAGGUCGAACUGAGCUACCUGAGAAUUUAAAAGCUCUUUUCAGGCCAUGUGCAAUGGUUGUGCCAGAUUUUGAGCUGAUCUGUGAAAUUAUGCUGGUGGCUGAGGGUUUCAUUGAGGCCCGUGCUCUAGCAAGGAAGUUCAUUACUCUCUACCAGCUCUGUAAAGAACUCCUGUCCAAACAGGAUCACUAUGACUGGGGCUUACGUGCUAUCAAGUCAGUGCUAGUUGUUGCUGGUUCCCUCAAACGAGGGGACCCAGAGCGACCCGAAGACCAGGUUCUGAUGCGCUCUCUUCGCGACUUCAACAUCCCCAAGAUUGUGACCGAUGAUAUGCCAGUAUUUAUGGGCCUGAUUGGGGAUCUUUUCCCUGCACUGGAUGUGCCUCGGAAGCGGGACCUGAAUUUUGAGUCAUUUGUGAAGCAGGCCGUGUUGGACCUCCGGCUGCAGGCUGAAGACAACUUUGUGCUCAAAGUGGUGCAGCUGGAGGAGCUGCUGACAGUCCGACACUCGGUCUUUGUGGUGGGUAAUGCAGGCACAGGCAAAUCUCAGGUGCUGAAAUCCCUGAACAAGACCUACCAGAUAAUGAAGCGCCGUCCUGUGUGGGCAGACCUCAACCCCAAGGCAGUCACUAAUGAUGAGCUUUUUGGCAUUAUUAAUCCUGCAACAAGGGAAUGGAAAGACGGACUGUUUUCGUCAAUCAUGCGAGAGCUGGCCAACAUAACACAUGAUGGUCCCAAGUGGAUGGUACUAGAUGGAGAUAUUGAUCCGAUGUGGAUUGAGUCUCUUAAUACUGUGAUGGAUGAUAAUAAGGUGCUGACUCUGGCAAGCAAUGAGAGGAUCCCUCUGAACCCAACGAUGCGGCUGCUCUUUGAGAUCAGCCACCUGCGCACGGCCACUCCAGCCACCGUGUCCAGAGCAGGGAUCCUGUACAUCAACCCAGCGGACCUAGGCUGGAAUCCCCCAGUGAGCAGCUGGAUUGACAGGCGAGAGAUCCAGUCAGAAAGAGCUAACUUGACUAUUUUGUUUGACAAGUAUCUGCCACGUUGUCUGGAUACACUUAGAACAAGAUUUAAGAAGAUUAUUCCCAUCCCAGAGCAGAGUAUGAUUCAGAUGUUGUGCUACCUCCUUGAAUGUCUCCUGACGGAGGAGAACACACCCCUUGACUGUCCCAAAGAGCUAUAUGAACUUUACUUUGUGUUUGCUGCCAUCUGGGCCUUUGGUGGAUCAAUGUUUCAAGACCAGCUUGUAGACUACAGAGUGGAAUUCAGUAAGUGGUGGGUAGCAGAAUUCAAGACUAUCAAAUUUCCCUCUCAGGGAACAGUCUUUGACUUUUACAUUGAUCCAGAAACGAAGAAGUUUGAGCCUUGGUCCAAACUUAUUCCUCAGUUUGAAUUUGAUCCAGAAAUGCCAUUGAAGGCUUGCCUGGUGCCCACCACCGAGACAGUCCGUGUGCGGUACUUCAUGGACAAGCUCCUGGAGCGCCGGCGGCCGGUGAUGCUGGUGGGGAACGCAGGCACAGGGAAGUCUGUGCUGGUGGGAGACAAGCUCUCCUCUCUGGACACGGAUGCCUAUGUGGUGAAGAAUGUUCCUUUUAACUAUUACACCACCUCUGCCAUGCUGCAAGCCGUGCUUGAGAAGCCUCUGGAUAAGAAAGCUGGUAGAAACUACGGCCCUCCUGGUACCAAGAAGCUCAUCUACUUCAUUGAUGAUAUGAAUAUGCCAGAAGUGGAUGCCUAUGGGACUGUGCAGCCCCACACCCUGCUCAGGCAGCACCUGGACUAUGGCCACUGGUACGACAGGACCAAGUUGUCACUGAAGGAGAUCAUGAAUGUGCAGUACGUGUCGUGCAUGAACCCCACUGCAGGGAGCUUCACCAUCAAUCCACGUUUGCAGCGUCACUUCUGUGUCUUCGCCCUCUCAAUUCCGGGGCAGGAUGCCUUGUCUGGAAUCUACAGCACCAUCCUCAUGCAGCACCUGGCAAAUGGGAAUUUCUCAGAGGCUGUGCAAAAAUCAACUCAGCAGUUGAUCAGCCUGGCCUUGGGCCUGCACCAGAAAGUGGCUGCUACCUUCCUGCCAACAGCCAUCAAAUUCCAUUACAUUUUCAACCUGAGAGACUUCUCCAAUAUCUUCCAAGGCCUUCUCUUUUCUACCCCUGAGGUUCUGAAGCACCCCCAAGACCUUGUGAAGCUCUACCUGCAUGAGUCAAACCGGGUAUACCGGGAUAAGAUGGUUGAAGAAAAUGAUUGUGUUAUCUUCGAUAAAAUGCAGCUGGAGAUGGUGAAGAAAUUCUAUGAUGAGAUGGAGGAAACUUUAGAACAGACCAAGCAGAUGAACAUAUAUUGUCAUUUUGCAAAAGGCAUUGGAGAACCCAGCUAUAGACCUGUUCCAAACUGGGAAGAAUUGAACCAGAUCCUUGUGGAAGCCUUGGAUAAUUACAACGAAGUCAACGCUGCCAUGAACUUGGUGCUUUUUGAGGAUGCCAUGUGCCAUGUUUGCCGCAUCAACCGUAUCCUGGAGUCCCCCAGAGGUAACGCUCUGCUGGUUGGGGUAGGUGGAAGCGGCAAGCAGAGCUUGACAAGGCUUGCAGCAUUCAUCAGCUCUCUGGACGUUUUCCAGAUCACUUUGAGAAAAGGUUACGGGAUCUCUGACCUAAAG